Cucurbita moschata (crookneck pumpkin) is the source of this 755-nucleotide messenger RNA. RefSeq lists its product as uncharacterized. The record is from RefSeq and is a predicted model, not a curated record. NCBI's taxonomy places the organism in Eukaryota, Viridiplantae, Streptophyta, Magnoliopsida, Cucurbitales, Cucurbitaceae. The transcript has a single exon. Bases 37 to 582 code for a protein of 181 amino acids.
UUAUGUCUCUUUUUUAAGUUGGUUUUUCAAUGCAUUAUGAAGAACAGAAUUAUAUUCUGCGCUGCAAUCUGCCUGGCCAUCCUAGCUGUUAUUCUCUUGGCCUUGCUCUCGCCGGUAUCCCACAGAAAACAGGCCAAGCACGACAGCAAACCUCCAUGGGCGGACCUAUCCCUUUACAUUCAACAGCCACAUUCUAAGGCAAAUUCCAGAUCUAACAAUAUGCAGCUUGUACCAAGUCCAGAUUCUGGGAUUUUUGUCUUCCGACGAAUGCUUACAAAGGGACUCGAGAACACUUCCCAGAUCGUCGGAAACGCUCAAGGUUUCAUCAUUCCUAAUGAACAGUUUGGUCGUUCGUCGUUCAAUAUCAUCUAUCUGAGUUUCGACACACCGGAAUAUUCGGGCAGCUUGAGCGUCCAUGCCAAACAUAUAGGGCAUGAGAACAGAGAAGAAAUGACAGUGGUUGGGGGGACAGGGUCUUUUGCUUUUGCACAAGGGAUAGCUAUUUUUCUUCAGACAGAGAGGCAAGCAUCUGUUACGGAUACAUCUUAUCAUUUAAAGCUUCAACUUCAAUUCCCCAAAUGAUAAUGAUAAUGCAAAGUAGUCCCACAUGCAUCUUUCUUUGAUGAUAUUUGCAAUUUUGUGUUCCCCUGAGGAAGCAUCCUCCUCAUUCCAGUUGUAAGAACUGACCGAGUAAGAAAUUCAUUGAUGUUCAAAUAAAGACUAAUACAACUUGAGAGAUGGUUUUGUUCUUUUUA